AUGUCUUUAUAUAAUUCUCACGAAACCGAUUGGAUAGAGUAUACUACAUACAACAGUAGCACAUAUACAAAGAAUCUUGUAGACAAUGGAAAUGGCACUUUCAACCUUAUCGUAAUGGGUUGGGACUAUGGAGUAGCGAGUCCUAUCCAUAACCAUCCUAAUUCCCAUUGUAUUUUGAAAGUCCUUGCUGGUACUUUGGUAGAGUUUAAAUAUUCAUUGCCAAAUAGAAUGUCUCAACAAUCUAUGGGAAGCAAUGUAAUUCCAAUGAAUCUUAUUGAGAAAGCAACGUACAACCGUGAUCAGGUAACUUACAUUCAUGAUGAGAUUGGUGUACAUAAAGUAUUCAAUCCAUCUAAAACAGAACGUGCUGUAUCCCUCCAUCUUUACA
Racocetra persica is the source of this 388-nucleotide messenger RNA. Lineage: Eukaryota; Fungi; Glomeromycota; Glomeromycetes; Diversisporales; Gigasporaceae. The record is from the annotation of a GenBank genome assembly.